This is a messenger RNA of Electrophorus electricus (electric eel), 628 nucleotides long. RefSeq lists its product as uncharacterized. NCBI's taxonomy places the organism in Eukaryota, Metazoa, Chordata, Actinopteri, Gymnotiformes, Gymnotidae. The record is from RefSeq and is a predicted model, not a curated record.
CUUUUAAAUGAAUAGAAAGCCUGCUACAACCACGGAUACAAGGCUAGAAGACAUAUAUCUGUUAAAAACAUCCUGAAAUGGACUUUCCAAGCAACAAUGCCAUCCAAGAUUUGUUGAAACAGCUUAAGGACAUCAAUUCUAAACUGCAGAGUGUGAAAGAGGAAGGAGAGGAGGUGAACAUGGAUGUCCGUAACUGCCUGGCAGAACUGGACCACAGGAUGAUGCUGUUGAUUCAAGUGGACGAGCGUCUGUGUGACACGCUGGUUCAGCUGGACGCUGUGAGGCAGGAAAAGGAGAAGUUGGUCCAACAGAUACGCGAUCUGGGUGAUGUCACUCGGACCACAAAGCCAAGUGACGCGUGUUUGAGUGACAUGCAGAUGGAGGAGGCUCUGCUACUGGAAGAGGAGGAAGACCUGAAACGGCAGUGUGAACAACUGAAGAUGAUUUUAAAAAGGGCUUCGAAGAGCAAAAAGAAAGGACAGGAUCCACUGAACGACAGAGAGACAAGUAAAGACUCCAGUCAAAAUGUGACAGCUGUAAAACCAGGGAGAAAAAGAGUAACAUGUAAAUAAAAACCUGUUUAACACAUUUUGUGUUCCAUUGGACAGUGAUAUUAAUCUUUUUUUCA